AUGUUCACCCCAGAGAAGCUUAAGAGUGCAGCGGAAGUAUUCCAAGCAAUGGCUAGCGGCACCCCACCGACCGGUCCCCCGGCUAAGCGACCUCUGAGUAGAGCCCACAGCCUAGUGAGAAAGCUCCGCUCAUUGUGGAUGGGCCGCCAGGGAGAGCGAGACCGGCAUGAUCAGGAUCAGGUGGCCAACUCCAAAACCCCCACGGAGCAUAUGGGGGAUGAAGAUGAAGAGGAGGAGGAGGCGCAGGAUACAAAAGUCCAACAGCAUUCCUCCCAGCCAAGGAAGGGGAGUGAAUACCGGCGCAGAGCACCGGUAUCAUUGCGGACUUCACCAUUUUCUACCGCAAUUCUGCAAGAGCCCAUGGAGAAGCUUAAAAUGCCGACAUGCAAAUAUGACGGCAAGACUGAUCCGGAGGAUCAUAUAUCGGCCUAUGAAGGACAUAUGCUGCUGUACACCGAUACCGACUCGGUAUGGUGUAAGGUGUUUCCCUCUACCUUGGUUGGACUAGGACAAACAUGGUUCAAGAGCAUUCCACCGGCAACCGUCUUCGACUUCCGUCAACUCACAUCUAUGUUUGUAACACACUUCGUAAGCAAUAAGCGACGCGAGAAAACAACCGGCAAGUUGAUGUCUAUCAAACAAGGUGAGAAAGAGAGUUUGAGGGACUAUGUGGGGCGUUUCAAUGCGGAAGCCGUCACCAUUCCUACACUGCAGCAAGAGGUGGCGGUCCUAGCCCUCAUGACGGGGUUGAGAGAAGGGACUCCAUUUCGCACUAAUGCCAAAAGGCCAGCAGCAGUAGAGAAAGAUAAGGAGAAAGAUAAGGAUAAGGAUCGCUGGGACGACAAGUACUGGAAGGAUAAAAAGUCUGAUACCACAAGAAGAGAGGAAAACAAUUCCGUAAAAAAGGGGUUUAAGGGUCGACCGUACAAAUAUCAAAACUAUACCCCGCUAACGAUAUCUCGGGCACGGAUCUUUGAAAUGCACAGUAAAGAUGAUAAGCGGCAAAGACCCAGGAAAAUGUAUUAUAAGGGCCGAGAUAAGUCUAAGUGGUGUGAAUUCCAUGAUGAUUACGGCCAUAAAACGGAUGACUGCAAGGACCUUAAGGACGGGAUCGAAGACCUGAUCAGAAGAGGUUAUUUUACCCAGUACCAAGCAAGGGUCGAUCGCAAAACUCCUCCCAGAGAGGACGAAAAUACUAGCAGGAGGCCGGUAAAGGACAGGAUCACUGAGAUCCACGUCAUAAGUGGAGGGCAGACAAGAGGCGGCAGCAUCGAUAGAGCAAAAGCUAGUUUGAAAGAAGUUCGUCACCAGGUGAACUAUAACAAUACCAUGAAAUGGACGGCACCCCCAUCAAUGCCGUCCGUAGAUUUCACAUCAGAGGACGCUAAAGGGAUCAUCAACCCCCAUGACGACCCUUUGGUAGUAUCUCUGCAGAUAUCCAACGCAAUGGUUCAUCGCGUGCUGGUAGAUGGAGGGAGCUCCGUUAACAUCCUAUAUAAGGAGACAUUCGAAAAAAUGGGCUUCGAUAAAGCAUGCUUAAAGCCGGCCUCCUACCCGGUUAUCGGUUUCACAGGAGCAUCUGUUGUCCCAGAAGGGACUGUAAAGCUAGCAGUAAAGUUGGGAGAAGGGUCUCGUUCCAAGGACCUCAUGGUGGAAUUUCUCGUGGUUGACGUCCCAACGGCGUACAACGCCAUUAUCGGAAGACUGCUGAUCCACGAUGCUCAAGCCGUCGUUUCAACAUACCAUCUUACCAUGGUUUACACCUCCAAUGACGGUAAACCUGAAAAAAUCAGGGGGAAUCAAGAAUCGGCAAGAGCCUGCUAUCUCACCGCGCUAAAACACUCUGACCACAAGCGCCCAGCCGAUACCCCGCCAUUGGAAAGGAAAAGAAGAAGGCUGGAAAAUAAAACCAAAAAGGACUUGUCCAUGGAAAACUUCGAGGGAAGGCCGGCAGAUCAGCCGAGACCUAGCCCAGAGGGGGAAACAGAAGAAAUAAGUUUAGAAGAGGAAAGGCCGGAAAGAACGGUAGAGAUUGGGGCCGAUCUAGCGGAUGAAGUAAAGUUAACCUGA
Molecule: messenger RNA, 2070 nt
Organism: Beta vulgaris subsp. vulgaris (sugar beet)
Lineage: Eukaryota; Viridiplantae; Streptophyta; Magnoliopsida; Caryophyllales; Amaranthaceae
Exons: 2
Coding region: 1-2070 (689 amino acids)
Source: RefSeq, a predicted model, not a curated record